AUGGCAAAGCUCACCAUCCUACUUGUGGCACUACUCCUUGCAGCCGCUACAGUCUCCACGGCCUAUGUUACCAUCAUCCCAGGGCCCAAAGCCAGGAGGAGCCGUUUCCUGCUAGCUAACAGGGCAGUCUAUAGCACGCCCUUGCCGUCGUACGACUGCUCCAAGAAAACGGUCGCCGUGUGCCUGGCGCCGGGCAGCCCCGGGCCGGCAUGCUGCGACGGGCAGUGCGUGGACACGGUGGCCAGCGCGGAUCACUGCGGAGGCUGCAACAAGAUCUGCAAGCACGGCCGCAUUUGCUGCGGCGGGCGCUGCGUCGAUCUGCUCGCCGACAAGGACAACUGCGGCAAGUGCUUCAACCAGUGCAACAACAAGUGCACCUACGGCUUCUGCGACUAUGCACAGUGA
Molecule: messenger RNA, 405 nt
Organism: Panicum hallii
Lineage: Eukaryota; Viridiplantae; Streptophyta; Magnoliopsida; Poales; Poaceae
Product: protein STIG1-like
Exons: 1
Coding region: 1-405 (134 amino acids)
Source: RefSeq, a predicted model, not a curated record